Aspergillus melleus is the source of this 2361-nucleotide messenger RNA. It is a transcript of the gene PRP4, whose product is annotated as putative serine/threonine protein kinase (Prp4). Bases 1 to 2361 code for a protein of 786 amino acids. Gene Ontology annotation, biological process: peptidyl-serine phosphorylation; peptidyl-threonine phosphorylation; mRNA cis splicing, via spliceosome. The record is from RefSeq and is a predicted model, not a curated record. The transcript is spliced from 3 exons. NCBI's taxonomy places the organism in Eukaryota, Fungi, Ascomycota, Eurotiomycetes, Eurotiales, Aspergillaceae. Gene Ontology annotation, molecular function: ATP binding; protein serine/threonine kinase activity.
AUGGCAUCACGCAGGUCGAGGUCUCCGUCGACCCCUUCUGAGGGUGAGAUCAUCGAAUCAGGUUCAGAGACGAAGGCAACUACGUCGCAACUUCCUCUUAAUGGCACCAGCGUUGACCGUCCCACCAGAGCUAGUACAUCGUCGGCGCCCAGAUCUUCCUCGCCAUCCGUGAGCAGCAGAUCGCCUCGCCGCCGGAGAUCCAGAACGAGGUCGCGCUCCCGAUCUCGCUCUCCCUAUCGAGAGUACAGAGGGAGUAAGCGUCGCCGCAAUGAUGAUGACUAUGACGAUCGGCGGUUUCGCCCCGACUCCUCGCGCCGUCCCGCGUAUCGAUCCGAUGACAGGUAUCAUGAUCGAGGCCAAUCGCACCGGCGUCCGAGAUCCUACUACGACUACGACCGCGAGGAGGAUUACACGACGGGCCUCCGGUACAAUGAUGACUAUGACCGACGUCGGGAGAAGCGCCCCCGCAGCCGUUCCCCCUACCGCGAAAUUCGGAAACCCAAGCAAUACUCGGGUGACGAGUGGAAGUCCCAGGGAGCGGAGAGUGUUGCACCUCGGGAUAACAGGGGAAAGUCAUCUAUUGAACAGUUGAAACCAGAUGCUGAAACUCGAAAGGAUCAGGUCCAGCCGCCUUCCCUCGCAGCUCGUGUUGAAGAUGGUGCAAAUGGAACCGUGCAUGAGAAGGAAGAAUCGCAGCCCGCGGACCCCGUGGAACCUGUGGAAGAGGUUGAUGAGGCGGCUCAAAUACAAGCUCGCCGUAAACGACGUGAAGCUAUCAGGGCUAAAUAUAGAGGACAGGCGACUCCUUUACGUCUGCAGGCACUUCAUAUCGACAGCGAUAGGGAAUCAUCCGCGCCGACCCCGAACGUUGAUCAAGCUACCCCCAACACAACUGUAUCAGAAACGCAAAGUCCCGCUGCCUUAACGCCCAACGAAGGCGCCGGAGAAUUCCCCGAUUUCAAGGUCGGUACCGACGCCGACUUGGCUAAUACCGGAGCCCCUGUAGAUGGCGCCGAACCAGAUGAGCCCUCUGCCGCCGAUUACGAUCCUACAUUUGACAUGAAAGCUGAAAGGCAAAAACAUACAAGCGAAGAUGUCUCCGCGACCACCUACGACGAGACGCAGACCACCAAGCAGGAUCUCUUACUUCCGGACGCGGCUCCAGUUGAGCCAGCGCAGCCCAAGGCCAAGGAUCCCUACGAUAUGUUCGCAGAAGACGACGGCGACGACAUGUUUGCGGAAGAUACACAUGAAACGACGCAACCCACGCAUGCCUCGGCUACGUCCGCCGUUCCUCAGGCACAGGAGCUAGACAUCAGCAUGAUGGACAACUGGGAUGAUCCCGAGGGGUAUUAUAACGUGCGGUUGGGUGAGUUGAUCGACAGCCGAUACCACGUCCUGCAGAACCUUGGGAAAGGAAUGUUCUCCUCGGUCGUGCGCGCAACGGACAAGGAGACCGGUCAACUGGUUGCGGUCAAGAUUAUUCGGCAGAAUGACACCAUGCGGAAAGCGGGUUUGAAAGAGAUCGACAUCUUGGAACAGCUUCACGAGGCGGACCCGGAGGACAAGAAACAUGUCAUCAAGUAUGUGCGGCAAUUUGACCACAAGGGACAUUUGUGCAUGGUCUUCGAGAACCUGAGCAUGAACCUGCGUGAAGUGUUGAAGAAGUUUGGACGAGAUGUCGGACUGAACCUGCGAGCGAUUCGAGCAUACGCGCAGCAGAUCUUCCUGGGGCUCAGCCUCCUCCGCAAGUGCAAUAUUCUUCAUGCGGAUUUGAAACCCGACAACCUGCUGGUCAACGAGCAGCGCAACAUCCUCAAGGUCUGCGAUCUGGGGUCUGCGUCGCCCGCGACCGAUAACGAGAUCACUCCCUACUUGGUCAGUCGGUUCUACCGGGCCCCAGAGAUCAUCCUGGGAAUCCCAUACGAUCACGCCAUCGACGUGUGGUCCAUUGGCUGCACCUUGUUCGAGCUCUACACGGGGAAGAUCCUUUUCACGGGACGGAACAACAACCAGAUGCUGCGGUCCAUUAUGGAAUGCCGUGGCAAAUACCCACCCAAACUGCUGCGCAAGGGAUCGCUGGCUCAUAUGCAUUUCGAUGACAUGCUGAAUUUCCACAGCACGGAAGAGGACAAGAUCACGGGGCGACUAACCACGCGGAUUCUCGACUUCAAGAAGCCCACGCGCGACCUGAAAACGAGGUUACUGGGCAAGGGCAUCCGAGGGAUGUCGGACAGCGAGGCGAAAGAACUGACGCUGUUUGUGGAUCUACUGGAUCGAUGUCUGAGUCUGAACCCGGAGAAGCGAUGCACGCCAGCGGAGGCGUUGAAGCAUCCGUUCAUUGCGCGGCCCAAGACCUAG